Dibothriocephalus latus is the source of this 444-nucleotide messenger RNA. Lineage: Eukaryota; Metazoa; Platyhelminthes; Cestoda; Diphyllobothriidea; Diphyllobothriidae. The record is from the annotation of a GenBank genome assembly.
AUGCGAUUCCUGGGUGACAAGUCAAAAAAGAAGGAGCUGUCACCGAGGGAGGCUUACUAUCCUCAUUGGUUUCUCUGUAAUCCUGCUGACGUCGAGGGAAAAUGCGGCAACACCCUGGAGACCGUGCUUCGUUCGGCCCUCGAAAUUGCCGCCUCGGACGACCUGCGUUUCGCGCUCUGGGACCAAACUCCCGGUCGGGACGUUUUCUACAUUGUUGAUCCACAGACAGUGUCCACUCGGUCAGCCUGGGUGGUGCACCUGCGAGACAUUCAACGCAUGCAACAGCAGUUACUCAUGGCUCUGGAAGACCCCACCCGAUUCGCUAGCACCAGUGGCACGAGUGAACACUGGGACUGGGAACUGUCGGGUAUCUACGACCAUGCUUGUCGAGUUGACUUUCCUGAGAACAGUUCAUCUUCGCGUCUACGAUUUUACAACAUUUGA